AGAUGGCUGGAGACGGCAGCAUGAACAUUUCUGCAUUGUUAGAUGCUUUGCCAAAUUCUGACGAUCCACUGAAAACGUUGAUACAGAUAAAAACCGUCCUUUUUGCAGUCCACCCUUCAGCACUUCGUGAUGUUGUCCCAAACGUGUCAUUUAGCUCAGUUUUUGACUGUUUAAACUCCUCCAACAGUGAAGAGGUUCAGACAUGUUGUGACAUAUUGGGAAGACUCUUGGAAGCCCUCCAGACACAGGCCUUGCUAAUUAAUUUUAAUGAAGAAUUACUGAGAGGUUUGGAGAAUCCAAAACAGCCUGUUAGGGAGGUCUGCUUAAAACAGGUUCAGAGAGCUGCUGAGGAAAACCCCUCAGAGUUGAUGACAUAUUCUGACAUCUUGCUAGUCAUUAUCAAACAGCUGGGAGAUAAAAGUAUUGGAGUCGCCAAGGCUGCUGGAAAGGUGCUGAUAAAUCUAGGUAGAAAUAUAAGUUGCCUACAAGGUCUGUCACAGGGUGUUAUGCUGGAGAAACUCCGCAAUGUGAUGGAACAAGAUGACAUAACUAGGUAUAGGGUACAUGAGGUGUUCAUAGAGAUCUCCCAGAACUCCCCGGAGGCCUUGUUGAUGUGCUCAAGCAAUGGCUUCUUGCAGCCACUGAUCAAUGACAUGUAUAAAGAUGACAUCUUGGUUCAGCUGAACUGUAUUGAAAUGCUGUCACAGCUAGCAAUGUGUCAACAUGGUCUGUUGUAUCUGGACCAGCAAGGGGUCCUGGGAAAAUUAGAGACCAUGAUGGGAAAUAUUGAGUCUGACCCAAUGAUGGGACUUCUGCUUCCUGGUCUCAUCAAAUUCUUUGGCAGUGUUGCCUUCCUUCACCCUAAAGAGAUCAUGACCAAGUACAAGACUUUUGUGAACAUGGUGUUUUCUUAUCUGGAGUGCCAGGAUGUGACUCUGAGGGGCGUGGCCGUCCAGACCCUGGGGUUUAUAGGAAGCACUGCAGAGGGAAAGUUGACUUUUGAUAAAAUGGGGCCAGUGGUUCCAGCAGCAGUAGAGAGAAUUGGAAAGCUAGUCAAGGAACCUCCAUCAGAACAGAGAGUGAUAGCACUAAACAGUGUGGCAAACCUACUGAAACUGAAGGUACCAGACCAAACUGAAGAGUUACUCAAUCUCACAGAAUCUUGGUUCAGAAGAAUCGCUCCAAAGCCCAUGGAGGUUCUUCACAAUAUCACCCUGCAGCCUUUCACCGAGCUUAAGACUGCAGCAUUGAAUGUUUACACUGUCGUGGCCGCCCAACCUUGGGGACAGCAUAUGUUUAAGGAACACCCUGGGUUUACAGAGUACCUCCUGGACCGAUCAACAGAAACGACAAAGGAAGGAAAAGAUGGAAAAUUUGAGAUUGUUAAAACUCUUGUUGAAUCUCCUACGGCUGUGGAGAUAUUUGGUCAGCCAUAUUUCUUACGUCUUCGAACUUACCACAAGGAAGGGCCUUAUUAUGUAAGGACUGAGUCUUCAGUGGCUUCGGAAGGAGACAACUAGCUUUAUUGAACUGCUUUCCAUUAUC
This is a messenger RNA of Lingula anatina, 1545 nucleotides long. Its product is annotated as 26S proteasome non-ATPase regulatory subunit 5. Gene Ontology annotation, biological process: proteasome assembly. The record is from RefSeq and is a predicted model, not a curated record. NCBI's taxonomy places the organism in Eukaryota, Metazoa, Brachiopoda, Lingulata, Lingulida, Lingulidae. Gene Ontology annotation, cellular component: cytosol.